Molecule: messenger RNA, 2194 nt
Organism: Prunus avium (sweet cherry)
Lineage: Eukaryota; Viridiplantae; Streptophyta; Magnoliopsida; Rosales; Rosaceae
Product: putative serine/threonine-protein kinase PBL19
Biological process (GO): protein phosphorylation
Molecular function (GO): protein kinase activity; ATP binding
Source: RefSeq, a predicted model, not a curated record
UGCGUAGGUAGAAAAAUCUGCCUGUGUUUUAGUCCUGUCCCUUUCUGCCUGUUAAUAUUUUUCGUUUCAUACACGACACUCUCUCUCUCUCUCUCUCUACAUCUCCAAAACGGGGUUUUGCUUCUUUGUUUAAAGAUUUUCCCAUUUCUUUUAUCUUUAAGGCCAUUCUCACAACUUUCUCUUUCAAUUUAUGUCUCUUCCCUUCACUUCAAAAUCGAUCUGGCUUUGUCUCUUUUCAGCCUCUCUGUCUCCAAUUACCAGCUGGGUUUUUCUUUCUUUGCUUCAUCCCCUAUAUAAUUUGCUUAAUUUCCUUCAAUUUCCAAUUUGGUCUUCAUUUGCCCUCUGUUUGGUUGACCUUUCUUAGCUUUCUGGGGUCUGUUAGUUGACCACAAUUUCCACUAGCCUCCCUUAUUUUAUUUCUGGGUUUUCUUUUCCAAUUCUAUUCAUCCCAUUCCCAUCUAAUUUCAGCCAUUUCUUCUAGUUUUCUCAUCUCUGUUUUUCCCCCAGUGAAUUCAAGUUAGCAUUUUUACAACUACAUAUAUAUACCAUCUGAGGUCUUGAGGCUUUUAUUUAUUUGUUGUUUUAGAGCUUAAUUAAGAAAUGAAGUGCUUUUUUCCAUUCAAGGACAAAUCCAAGGGCAAGAAGCAAGGAGCACAAUCCGCUCCAGAAUUGAGAAACCAAAGCAAAUCAAGCGAUCUGGUUUGUGAUCGUGCAACAAAAUCUUCAAGUUCCUUACCAUCACCAAGGAGCAUACCAGAAUUGUACAAAGAAAAGGAGCAAAAUUUGAGAGUUUUCUCAUAUCAAGAGCUGAGGGAAGCAACAAAUGGUUUCAACAGGUUGCUAAAGCUUGGGGAAGGAGGUUUUGGGAGUGUAUAUAAAGGAAAGAUUAGCCCUGAAAAUGGUCAAGGAAGUCCGAUUGUAGUUGCCAUUAAAAGGUUAAACCCGCGUAGCUUACAGGGUCAUAAAGAAUGGCUUGCAGAAGUUCAAUUUCUUGGCGUCGUAAAUCAUCCAAAUCUAGUAAAACUUUUAGGAUAUUGUUCUGUAGAUGGAGAAAGAGGGAUACAACGGCUACUGGUAUAUGAAUAUAUGCCUAAUAGAAGCUUAGAAGAUCAUCUUUUCAACAGGGCUUUGCCCGCAAUGCCUUGGAUGACAAGACUACAGGUUAUGCUUGGUUCUGCUGAAGGAUUGGCUUAUCUACACCAGGGACUGGAAGUUCAGGUGAUAUAUCGAGAUUUCAAAUCCUCCAAUGUGCUAUUGGAUGAGCAAUUCAGGGCAAAGCUCUCAGACUUCGGGCUUGCUAGAGAAGGACCAACGGGUGACCGCACUCAUGUAUCGACGUCGGUGAGUAGAGGGGUGGUAGGGACUUAUGGAUAUGCUGCCCCAGAAUAUGUUGAAACAGGCCAUCUUUCAACGCACAGUGAUUUAUGGAGUUUCGGUGUGGUGCUUUAUGAGAUCCUCACAGGCAGGCGUGUCUUGGACAAGAACCGCCCGGCAGCGGAACAGAAACUUCUUUAUUGGGUUAAACAGUUCCCUGCUGACAGUAAAAGGUUCAGCAUGAUAAUAGAUCCAUUGCUGAGAGAUCAGUAUUCUCUUACUGCUGCUCGAAAACUUGCCAAGUUGGCAGAUAGUUGUCUGAACAAGAAUGCAAAAGACCGACCAACAAUGUGUCAGGUGGUAGAGGUCUUGAAGCAAGCUCUACAAGAUUCAGAAGCGGGAACCAGCUCUGUAAAUAGAAGUUUUGAGGCAUCUGGGUCUAAAUUGGCUAAGCGGAAACCCAAGUAGACUUGAUAUAAGAGAGCAUUAUCAUAAAUGCCACUUUCUGUUGUGACCAAAUUCUCUUUAAAUUUUUUGAGCAGGUUUAAAUGAUUGGAUAUUAUUAAGCAAGUAUAGCAGGGUUGCAGUUAACCCUUUUAAUAUUUUUUCGGGGACUUUCAGGCGCGAGUCUGGAUUCAUCGGUAGCUGUCAAAUCCGGGAAGUAUGUAAAUUUCUGAGGUCCUGAAGCACAAGAAAUCAAGGAAAUUUUUUAUUUUCUUAUUGUAAAAUUAUAGAAUGGAAGAAGAAGGCAGUGAAAUAGGGGAGACCCAGUAGACUGAUCUGUGGAACCGCUGUAAAUCUCCAUACUGAGCCUUUUGCCUUUUAUCUUUUUAUUAGUUUGAAGACAUAGCUGCGCACUGUGGUAGCAUUCAUGUGAAAA